CGGCGUGUUGUCGAUUGAUGUGGCUGUUGUUGACAGCUGAACAAGCGCCAGCAGAUAAUAAUAAAGCCUGCAGAGUUGCAUCGUCGACAACAGCUGCUGAACAGCAGCAUCUCAGCUCACGGGCUAGGACGCAUCAGGGCACCUCAUGCCGCCCAUCCCAGAUACCCGCGCAUGCACAUUGCAUGAUUGCCCUAUCGACCCCAGCCUCCUCCAUUUAGCAGGGCCGAUCAGCAGCCAUCGUAUGCAUGGCAUCAUCGUCCUCCCGUAGACGAGUCUGGACAACCCGCGCGGCGGCCUGGUAUCGUCGUCUGUUCGGCAGCGGCUUCCUAAGCAUCCGGCCUUAGUCGCCCAGCUCAUCCAUGGCGAACACCUGGGCACAGGCGGUUUAUCUGCUUGUUGUCCGUUGGCUCCAUUCAGACCCUGGGCUGGGAGUCCGAAUGGGGGUCGGAGAGCCUAAUAAUGUAUGGUUCAGCUCAAUUCAGGAUCGGAAAAGUCCAUGUCCCAUCGCCAAAAAGGGCCAAUGGCAAGUCUCGCAGCAUCAUAACCUGCUUUCAACAUUGCCUAUUGCUUCGCCGUGCUCUAGCUGGCAGGUUCAGCCCUGUUGAAUGGUCACCGCUGUUUCUUCCAUCACCAUGCGUCGCCGGAAACCUCGGCGUGGCCAGGCUGGAGCAGAGAUGUCGUCCAAGAGAGAGACAAUGUCUAAAACUCCCCGCGUGGCUUUCGGUGCAGAUCCAUCCAUCGCCAGCGGUCUGCCUUGGCGCCUGCCUCGGACAGGUCGUGCAGAAAGCUCUCCUUGUUUCCCCUCACAAAUGGACAUGCCGUGAUCAUGACCGUCAGGACGAGUACUCCAAGACGCCGAGUCUGCAUCAGGUGCCCGCUCUGGACCACUAUUGGUUGGGGACAGUUCGCCCCCUCGGGUCGGUGGUCAGCAAGUCGCUGCUCAACCAGCGUAUCACAAGCGUGAAAUGCCAACUUGCGACCGCGGACGCACACAGAUACGGCUACAAUUCUCGCGCUUGCCCGCCGCCCAGUUUCAUGAACCACGAGUUCGUCAAGCCCGUUGCCACUGGCGGCCACUUGACAGGCUCAGUCGCUCGACAGCGUAAGGAAAUCGGGGCACAGCCGCACAGUCGCCUUGUGGGCUUGUGCGCAACGCACGCAACUGCAGCCACGCGCGCCAUGCACCUCGUCUGCAUAUUAACUUGGGGAUCACACCCAUACGCGGAGGUUUCGCGUUUGUUGCAAAGUCAAUCGUGUAUGGGGAAAUGUUACAGGUCGACUCACGGGUUCACAGCUGGGAAAUCGUCAAUCGAGCUGCUUGAUGCAGGCGCCGGCCGAGUACGCGUGAUAUCAAGCUGCAGCAAGCGCUGUCUGUCCGACGAGCACAGCAGCAUCUGUCAACGCCGCACCUGCCUUUGUGUCUUGAGGCACAACACGAUUGCUUGUUGACACCUGCAAGUGAGGCGCACAGCUGGAGAGAAUUUCCCCUCUGUGAAACAUUUCCGAGCGGUGGGCUUCUGGUGAACUGGUGGCGAACCAGCAGUGCCGGCGGCAAUGGACAGUCAAGCUACGGGAGCGACAUGAGCCUGCCGUGCGCGUCCAGUUGUUUGUGGCUGUACGGAGUAGCGA
Emericellopsis atlantica is the source of this 1629-nucleotide messenger RNA. RefSeq lists its product as uncharacterized. The transcript has a single exon. Lineage: Eukaryota; Fungi; Ascomycota; Sordariomycetes; Hypocreales; Bionectriaceae. The record is from RefSeq and is a predicted model, not a curated record. Bases 460 to 1449 code for a protein of 329 amino acids.